AUGCCACCAAUUAUGCUGGUUGGAACAGAUCCAUGUAGAGAGCUCUUGGUGCAAAGGACAAGCUUUCCAUGGUUGAUCACUAAUUACUUGUACCAGAUGAUGAUGAUCUUAACCGAUCAUAUUGGGAAUGAUAGAUUCCAAACGCUGAAAUCUCUGUUUCAACCAUUGUGUUACCAUCAUCAGACAAAAAAAUAUGGCAUGAUGGAACAAUCAAGAAAUGACCAUGGAUCUCAGUCAGUAAUGCAGGACUAUCUCGACACCAUGUACCCUAAUAGAACACAAUCAGACGUUAAACCAGUACUCAAUUAUUCAAUACAGACUGGCAUCACUCAUGCAGGGCUUGACAAAGCUUCAACACAGUUUAACAGCCAAACUGCAUGGUUACAUGGCUCAAUUCCAUCACCACCAAAAACUUCCUUCAAUCAACAGACUGCUCAAUUUGGGCAAGGCUAUGCUUCUUACGCUGCUUCCGAUACCUCAUCAACCAUGAUCAAGUGUCUUUGUAGUUUUGGUGGUAGAAUAUUACCAAGACCAAGUGAUGGAAAACUAAGGUAUGUCGGGGGUCAGACACGUAUUCUUCGUUUCAGAAAGGACAUAUCUUGGCCGGACCUUUGGCGUAGAGCAUUCUUAAUCUACAAUCUGGUUCAUAUACUCAAGUAUCAACUUCCUGGGGAAGAUCUCGAUGCUUUGGUAUCUGUAUCAUCUGAUGAGGAUUUACAGAAUAUGAUGGAGGAGUAUAACCAUAUAGAGGAUACAGAACCCCCGCAAAAGCUUAGGAUUUUUUUGUUCUCAAUCACUGAUUUACAAGAUGCUCAGUUCGCUCUUAGUACCAUUGGUGGUGAUUCUCAGGUCCAGUAUGUUGUUGCUGUUAAUGGUAUGGACUCGGGCUCAAGAACCACCUCAACCCCACUUGGUGUCAGCAUUUCAAACAAUGACAUACAUAAAUUUAACACAAAAACUAUCCAAACGGACACUAGUAAUGUUGCUGUAGAAUCUAUACGUGUCACAGAUGCUCCCUUGACUGGCAAAUCUGACACUCCAUUGGCUACCCAGUCUUCACAACAACUAUUACCGACAUCUUCAAAUGUUUAUGAAACUGGUUGGCUGACUAACGGUGACCAAAUGGCGCAAGCUGCAGAAAUUAGUUGUCAAUAUCCUAUUCACCACCGCGCUCUUCAUCCCUCUCAUAACCUUGUGGUUGGAGAGACCCCCAUUUCUCUGGCUCCUCAUCUUUUGAACAAUCAAUCAGGGAUUCUGAAUGAAGACCAUCCACCUAGGGGAGUACAAGUACAAAAAUCCGAACCAUCUACCUUGCAGGUGAAAACAAUAAGUGAAAAUUCAAGCAAACAAGGGAGUGACCACGGCGACGUUCUAUCCUUGGAAAUCCCAUCCCCGUCUCCGUUUCAGCCCAUUGAUGGUUACUUGAAAAACAAUGGUCCUGAAGCAUCAGCUGCGGUUACCAUGCCUGAGGGGCAUCUACCUUCGCUCCCUUGCACAAAAAAAGUUCAGCACCAGGAUUGUAAUGCUUCUUCUACAUCUAGCAAUUCAUUUGCUCCUAAUUAUGUUGAUUCCCACUCCAAUGCAAUUGAUUUGAGUUCUCUUCACCCCCCUCCAAUUCCUAAAAGAUUUUACUGUUCAGAAAGAACUCCGAGGGAGCAAGUAGAGGUCCUGAAUCGGUCCUCAAAGUCAGAUGAUGCACACAGCUCGCAGUUUAAUGUGUCAGAUUUGCUUUCUGAUACCAAGGCAGAGGAUCCAGUAACAGAAUCUGGUGACAACUUACAUGAUGGUAAUCUGUUAGAUCCAGAUGACAAAUCAAGUAUUUCAGCAAAGCCCUUUCCUGAAGAUGACCAUACCAUUGACAAUGGGUUUGCCAGCCAUCAAAUGAAUAAACCGUUGCUUGAUACAAACAGUGAGAUAAAGUCUAACCUGUCUGAGCACAUGUAUCCUGAGUUGAAGCAAGUCUUGUUGAGUAAUGAAGGAAUUAAAGACGUGGAAACUAAAGAUAAUCAUAUCAAGCCCUUGUUUGAUGAAACCGAAACUAAAUAUGGUAAAUCAGAUCUACCUGUUGUUCACCAUGUUUCUUCUGUUGAGCGCCUUGAUGUUAUUGCAUCCAAUCUUCCAGAGAUUGAUUGGGGUGAGGCCUAUGGGAAGGAAUCUAAUGAUAAUCCUGUGGUGCAAGAACUACCUGCUUCUUUAGCUGGGAACAUAACCAAAGGUGUUUCUCAAGAUUUCCGCCCUAAUGUUUCCAAGCAAAUACCAGGUGACAUUCUAAUUGAUAUCGAUGAUCGAUUCCCCCGUGAAUUGCUUUCUGAUAUGUACUCUAAAGCAAUACUUGAAGAAGACUCCUCCAAUCUGCAUCCUCUAUCCGCAGAUGGAGUAGCCUAUAGUGUAAAUAUGGAAAAUCACGAACCUAAAAGUUGGUCGUAUUUUGGAAAGCUGGCACAAGGGCUUGACAAUGUUUCUCUUAUUGAUCAAGAUCAUCUUGGUUUUUCACAUCAUGUUACACCUCUAACAACUGAUAGAUUUCCUCUAGAUCGUGAGGAUUCCAACCCUAAUUUUGGUGAAGAAAAUCAGGACUUACAUAGAAGGAUUGGAAUGGAAACCCAUGCUCUGAAGUCCAACUAUGAUCAAUCCCAGCUCACUGACACCAAAAGUAUGCAGUUUGAAUAUGAGGAUGACAAGUUUGAAACCAAAAACUGUAAUCUACCUCCAUUUGAUCCUUCUUCGGGAGAUUUUGAUAUCAGUUCUGUGCAGGUCAUUAAGAAUGAAGAUCUUGAAGAGCUAAAGGAACUGGGUUCUGGUACAUUUGGGACUGUUUAUCAUGGAAAAUGGAGAGGAACAGAUGUUGCUAUCAAAAGAAUAAAGAAGAGUUGCUUCACUGGUCGAUCAUCUGAGCAAGAGAGACUGACUGCAGAGUUCUGGCGAGAAGCUGACAUUCUUUCAAAGCUUCAUCAUCCAAAUGUGGUUGCAUUUUACGGUGUGGUACAGGAUGGACCGGGAGGAACAGUGGCUACUGUUACAGAAUUCAUGGUGGAUGGUUCUCUUAGGCACGUAUUACUUCGAAAGGAUAGGUGUCUUGAUCGUCGCAAAAGGCUGAUAAUUGCAAUGGAUGCAGCUUUUGGAAUGGAAUAUUUACACUCAAAAAACAUUGUGCAUUUCGACUUAAAAUGCGACAAUUUGCUUGUAAACUUGAAAGAUCCUUUGCGGCCAAUAUGCAAGGUUGGUGAUUUUGGCUUGUCAAAAAUUAAACGAAAUACCUUGGUUACUGGUGGCGUGCGGGGCACUCUACCUUGGAUGGCGCCAGAGCUGCUGAAUGGAAGCAGCAGCAAGGUCUCAGAAAAGGUUGACGUGUUCUCCUUUGGCAUAGUUUUAUGGGAAAUUUUAACUGGUGAGGAGCCAUAUGCCAAUAUGCACUAUGGUGCAAUUAUAGGUGGGAUUGUAAAUAACACAUUGAGGCCAACCAUUCCAAGCCACUGUGAUCUCGAAUGGAGAACACUGAUGGAACAAUGUUGGGCGCCGAAUCCUGUGGUCAGGCCUUCUUUCACAGAAAUUGCAAGUCGGUUGCGCAUAAUGUCCGCAGACGGCCUGGGAAACAAACCAUCUAAAUGA
Molecule: messenger RNA, 3609 nt
Organism: Vicia faba (fava bean)
Lineage: Eukaryota; Viridiplantae; Streptophyta; Magnoliopsida; Fabales; Fabaceae
Source: the annotation of a GenBank genome assembly